This is a messenger RNA of Bathycoccus prasinos, 1488 nucleotides long. RefSeq names its product Glycogenin-1. The record is from RefSeq and is a predicted model, not a curated record. The transcript has a single exon. NCBI's taxonomy places the organism in Eukaryota, Viridiplantae, Chlorophyta, Mamiellophyceae, Mamiellales, Bathycoccaceae. Gene Ontology annotation, molecular function: glycosyltransferase activity. Bases 1 to 1488 code for a protein of 495 amino acids.
AUGGUGAAAACGACGAGCAACAAGAGAGCUCUGAUAAGAUUUCUCAAAGUCUUUUCCUUACCUCUUGUGCUGUUGUUUCUCGUCUUUGAAAUGCUCGAGAGCGGGAAAGGUGGAUUGCAUUAUUCUAUUCAUCAUCAUCAUCAUCCUCGUCACGGCAGCAGCAGCGGUGGCAGUGACAACGAAAUGGCAAGUGGGAGAGGAAAAGUGGGAGUUUUGAGAAGACAAAAGAAGAAUAACAACGUCGCGUUCGUUCGAAUGAGAGAGCGAGAGGAAAAGUUACGGAAAGCUAUGGGAAUACCGGAACCGAUUGGAGAACACAAACACGAGAGAUACGACUACAGACCUGCUUCUUUCAGUUCUUCUAUUCCGUCGUACACGAAAAAGGUUAAAGGGAACGCGAGACAGGACUUGUUGUUUAACUUGAAAUGCGUUAAGGAAGGGAGAGAGGAGAAAAUGCACUCUUCAGAGUGCCGAGCGCUCGGCGUCGGGCGACACCGGUCGCGAGAACAAACGGAAGUAGAAUACGUGCAAGAAUCUUUGGAAGCUUCGGAGAAAGGAUUUGGAGGGCCGAGUGGGUGUAAAGAAGCGUGGAUUACGGCGUUAGGGAACGACGGAUUUUUGCCCGCGGUGUUAGUUUUAUUGCACACGAUUAGAAAGUACGCGGUUGAAGAUCGAGAUUUCAUCGCUUUGGUAUCCACGGCGGUGAGCGAGGAAGUGAGAGAGAAGUUGACGAAAGAGUCGAUCAGAGUUAUAGUCGUAGACCCGUUUGAGAAUAACGAAAAGGCGAAAGCGUUGGUAUCAAAAUCAGCGCGAUACGCGAGCGGAUAUUGGGUGGUGAAGAUGUUCGUUUGGAAAUUUGAAGAGUACGAGAAGAUGGUGUACGUGGAUGCCGACGUGUACGUGAGACAAAACUCGGAUUCGAUGUUUUGCGCUGAGACAGAUCCAGUGAAGCACUCGAUAGCUGUAACGCCGCGAUCGUCGUUCGAUACUAAAGCGGGAUUUAACGCGGGUAUGUUUAUUUAUAAUCCCUCAAACGACGUUUUCGAUGAGAUUAUGGAGGCGUUUCUGGCCUUGACUGAAACAGAAAUGUUGGCAACGUCCGAGCAAGAUUUCCUUAACGUUCAGUUCAAGAAUAGGUAUAAUCUGAUCCCGAUUGACUAUGUUAUGAAACAUCGGAGAAUGGUGAAAGAGAAAAAGUUGUGGGACGAGAGCAGAGUUCACGGGUAUCACAUGAACGGAUCCCCCAAACCGUGGGAACCGCAGUGGAUGACGCAGUGCGCGUACCCAAAGGACCAUCAAAAGUUCUUGAAGCUGUACGUAGAUUUUUUCGUCGAGUGGUGGGAAUACUAUUACGACAUGUUAGACGAGACUCCGCCGGACGAUAAAAAGGAGUAUAAGUUAUUGCCGGAACACGAUCCGGCGAAUUCGUUCGGGAAAUUCGCGAGCGAGUACAAGUGCCCUUUGAAUCCUAAAAAAAAGAGUUUGUAA